AUGCGAGUUUCGACAGUCGGUUCAGGUGCUGGCUCAUCAGACACGCUAAGAGAUGUCAGGGGAUGGGCGCUGAAGCUUUUCACGGAAGAGGGCAAUCAAGAUUUCGUGUUUAAUGACAUUCCCGUAUUCUUUAUAAGGGACUCCAUCAAAUUCCCUAGUCUCAACAGGUCCCAUAAGCGACAUCCUGCAACGAACAUUACCGAUAACACUAUGUUCUGGGAAGGAACACCCAAAUCCGUUCGACACGUCAAUGGCUACAGCGGGCACACUUAUAAACUGACAAAGGCAGAUGGCUCAUUCCACUACAUCAAGCUCCACUUCAAAGCAGACCAAGGCAAUGACACUCUUACCGAUGCCGAGGCAACGAAGCUUGCAGGGGAGGAUCCCGAUAAUCAUACUGAAGACCUAUGGAACGCUAUCGCGACCGGCAACUAUCCAUCAUGGACACUGUACUUCCAGGUCAUGACGCCAGAGCAGGCUGAGAAAUAUCAUUGGAACAUUUUUGAUAUGACCAAAGUCUGGCCACAUUCCGAUUUCCCCCUAGUUCCAGUCGGCAAGCUUACAAUGAAUCAAAAUCCUUCAAACUACUUUACAGAUGUUGAGCAAGCCGCCUUUUCGCCCUCAACGAUGGUCGCCGGUAUUGCUCCAUCCGCAGACCCAAUGCUUCAAGCCCGUAUGUUUGCUUAUCCUGACGCCGCCCGUUAUCGGCUGGGUGCCAACUAUCAGCAACUGCCUUGCAAUCGGCCUGUAAGCGAGGUGUACAGUCCCUACCAACGGGACGGGUUUAUGAAUACCACGAACAACUACGGUAGUGAUCCAAACUAUGUUCGCUCAGCUUUGCGGCCCGUCAAUUUUAGCGGCAGCAAGUACAGUAUGAUUAGAUUUGCAGUCGGAGAACAUCAGCAGUGGGUAUCAGGUGCAAUCGCCGGUUAUACAUCUGAGGUCAUCGAUGAGGACUUCGAGCAGGCCCGUAUGUUCUGGGAUGUGCUUGCUAGACAACCUGGGCAGCAGGAUAACCUAGCCCUCAAUGUUGCAGCGCACUUAGGAAAGGCGUUGCCCGAGGUGCAGAAGGAAACCAUCAAGAUGUUCGCCCGUGUCAACUUGGAACUGGCAAAUCGUGUCAAGACAGCUCUGAAUUAA
Molecule: messenger RNA, 1140 nt
Organism: Phaeoacremonium minimum UCRPA7
Lineage: Eukaryota; Fungi; Ascomycota; Sordariomycetes; Togniniales; Togniniaceae
Product: putative catalase protein
Exons: 7
Coding region: 1-1140 (379 amino acids)
Biological process (GO): hydrogen peroxide catabolic process; response to hydrogen peroxide
Cellular component (GO): cytoplasm; mitochondrion; peroxisome
Molecular function (GO): catalase activity; heme binding
Source: RefSeq, a predicted model, not a curated record